Molecule: messenger RNA, 3458 nt
Organism: Lonchura striata (white-rumped munia)
Lineage: Eukaryota; Metazoa; Chordata; Aves; Passeriformes; Estrildidae
Source: RefSeq, a predicted model, not a curated record
GGAAGACAGGACAGACACCUUUCUUAGAGGACCAUGACAGAUGGCAUACAGAUAAUAAAUUCUGAAAAGAGCAGCUCCUGUUGCAGUUUUUUCUUUUGGGGCUCUAAAACGAUCCAUAAAUGGUCUGCAUCCCCUGGGAGUCACUUGUAGUGUCAUGGGCUCCUAAUUCCUGUUUAGCCAGGGUGUGGAAGAAAGGAAACAUUUUCAUUUGAGCUAUAAAAUGAAAUGGGUGAUUUGGGCCCCUUAGAAACUGAUUGGAUCUUAAGGUAGUCAGUAGAAAUUCCAGAUGAUGGAAGUGAGCCCUAGACCAGGUUGUUACCCAGGCUGAAUUUGCUAUGAGCUGUUGUCACCUCUGCCUGAGGUCUCAGUUUGCUGCUGGCACCAUCAUGGGAGCAGCUGGAAGCCUAUCACUUGAAAAUUUGCACAUUUACACUCUAAAAAAUAAUAGCUUGCCCCAGCUCACGAUCCGUGUGGUGCAGGGAUCUUACUUUUCGGGAAAGAGCAGUGGCAGGUUGUAUAGAAGCAAAGCACAGCAAUGACUGUGGGACACAUCAAAAUCCUUCUCAGAGGCUGUAGCUGGACUCAACUUUCCUAAUGCUGUCAGCAAAACAAACAGGAGCAAUUUGAGCUCAGGAUGAGGGAGGAAAAUUGUUUCCCAGCCAGGUGGUCCCUGCAUCAGAGGCAGAGCUUUUAUUUUCAUGUUAUUUUUGCAGUAAAUGUGAGACUGAUAGGCCUGAAUGGAGCCCAGUCCCAAAAGGAAUUUGUCCUUUUGCAGGUUGAAAUACUUAUGAUCACCUAAUAUUGUGUAAAAUAUUUCAAAAUUGGUGAACUGUUCUUCUGUGUCUUCUUUGGUCACAGCAGUGUGUCAAAGGCAAUUUGUCUCCUCACUUCCUGGUUUCUAACUGUUUACUGUUGUUUUUGGUUUUUUUUGCUGCUUUUUCCUCCUUGAACCUGCAGGUGAAAAUGGCUGCGGAAGAGAAGGAGAAAGGCUGGGCUUCGGAACAGCAAGAGGCGGCUGAGCACGGCGGGGAGAGCGAGCCGGGCGUGCUCCUGGGCCGGCGGCUGCCUGAAGCCGGGAGAUUCGCGUACGCGGCGCUGUGCGGCAUUUCCCUCGCCUGGCUGUUCCCUGAAAACGAGCAAAGCUCCUUCAGGACAGACUUCAUCAAGGGCUUUGUGAAGUGGCUGGACCUGCCUGAUGCUGUCUUACCUGCCAUGACAGCUUUUUCUGAUGGCUUAGGAGGUGAGGGCACAGAAACUUUCACUGAAAUUUUGCUGAAGGAUCCCAUCUUGAAAGAAAAUCCACUUCUUAUUACCCAGGACCUUUUAUCAUUCUCUCUUCAAGAUGGAUCCUAUGAUGCUCGAGCCAGGGUGUUGAUCUGCCGUGUCAGCUGGCUGCUGAGACUUCCCUUGGAAGAUCUGGAAGUCCUGGAGGAAUCUCUGCUUGAGAGCCUGAAGGAACAAAAAGAGGAAGAGUCAGAAACUGCAGAAGUCUCAAGAAAAAAGAAGGAAAGAAGGAAAAAGCUGAAGAGAUACCUGCUGAUCGGUCUGGCAACUGUUGGGGGUGGAACAGUGAUUGGUCUGACAGGAGGCCUGGCCGCCCCUCUGGUUGCUGCAGGAGCUGCCACGAUCAUUGGGAGUGCUGGAGCAGCUGCUUUAGGAUCCACUGCUGGGAUUGCUGUCAUGGCAUCCCUUUUUGGAGCAGCAGGAGCUGGUCUUACUGGAUACAAAAUGAAGAAACGUGUGGGAGCCAUAGAAGAGUUUGAAUUCCUCCCACUUACGGAAGGGAAGCAGCUCCACAUCACCAUAGCAAUCACUGGAUGGCUGUGCACUGGCAAAUAUGGGAGCUUCACAGCCCCAUGGAGCAGCAUGUUGCACUCGAGUGAGCAGUACUGCCUGGCCUGGGAAUCCAAGUACUUGAUGGAGCUUGGCAAUGCCUUGGAUUCCCUGCUGAAUGGUUUUGUGAACAUGAUGGCUCAAGAAGCCCUAAAAUUCACUGUCUUGUCAGGGAUUGUGACAGCCUUGACUUGGCCAGCGUCACUCCUGACAGUUGCCAGUGUCAUUGACAACCCCUGGGGAGUGUGUCUGCAUCGCUCUGCUGAAGUGGGCAAACACCUCGCACACAUCCUUCUCAGCAGGCAGCAGGGCCAGAGACCUGUCACACUGAUUGGCUUCAGCCUGGGUGCCAGAGUCAUUUAUUUCUGCCUGCAGGAAAUGGCUCAGGAAAAAGAUUCACAAGGGAUCAUUGAAGAUGUUGUCUUACUGGGAGCGCCAGUGGAAGGAGAGGCCAAGCACUGGAGAUCUCUCACCAGAGUGGUGUCAGGCAGGAUCAUAAAUGGCUUCUGCAGGGGGGACUGGCUGCUGAGCUUUGUUUACAGAACCUCCUCUGUCCAGCUCAACGUCGCAGGCCUCCAGCCAGUGGACCUGGAUGACAGGAGGAUGGUGAACAUGGACCUUUCCUCUGUGGUAAACGGCCACCUGGACUACAUGAAGCAGAUGGACACAAUCCUAAAAGCUGUGGGCAUUAAAACCAAGGAAUGCCAGCUGGAAGAGAAGAGCAGUGGCAGCCUUUUUUCCCCUCAAGCCAAGAAAUCCCAGAGGGCAGCUGGCAGGGAGGCUUGGGGACAGGAAGACACCAGGAAAGAGAAGGGUGAGGUUGGGAGUGAGGCUCUCCCAGCCAGCUGUGCUCACCAACAGAAUUCCUCCAGCUCUGCCCUGGGAGAACCCUCUCCUCCCUGCCCAGACUGCUCACACAGCACAGACAGCAAGGACCAGGCAGUGGGGAAGGGAGCAAACUAGGACAGAGCUGCUCAGCCAGCACAAAAACCGCUGUCAGCACAUCCGUGGCACUGGGAUUCCCAGAGGAUGGAGCUGGCGGAGCCGCGGCUGCAGUUUCCAGCCCCUCCGCAGGAAAGUGCGGCACUGGCCGGCGCUGGGUCUCGGCCCACGGCACCUCCCGGAGGUGAGAGAGGGCCGAUUCCUGCCUCAGUCUGCGCUGCUCCUCAGGAGCCCCAGGCAGAUCCCAUCCAAGUCCCUGCAGGAAGCGGCUGCCCCCCUCAGCACCGUGUCCCUCUGUCACUGGGGGAAGCAGGUGCCUCUGAGGGGAUUGUAGGCAUUUCACAGAAAGGGGUUCAUUGCUAGGAAAUUAAAACCAUUUUUCCACUGGAGAUGAGUUUGGUUUGAGGAUCUCAGGUGAGUUCCAGGCUCUACCUGCCCCACUCCAGAGAGAUCCUCAUCUGCUCUCCAGCUCUGCUGACCAGGAGGGGAAAGGCUUGGGCUGCCAGGCUUCCUUCCCCCACCUGCUGCAGCUUUGCUGCCAGGACUUGGGCACUUUCCCAUCUCCAAGAUGGUUUUCCUGUGUCCAGGCUGGUGCUGGUGGGUGCUGGAGGCUCUAUUCCUGCUAGAAACAUGUUUGGGACCCUGGGUGGAAGCAGCAGGAAAACCCAGAGAGUUUUAGAUGG